AUGCCUUCAUCUAUUAUCCCCAAAGCGAUGUGGGAUGAACUUUUAAUUGUUUCCUAUCUAUUCUUUGAGUCUCUUUCUUCCCCAUCAUCUUGUUCUUCCCCACCUGUCUCUCUCGAUCGAACAACCCCUGCUCAACUGCUGAACACCGCCGAGCCACCUUCAAUUCUUUCAUCACUUCCUUUCAAUGAUUUGAGUGGUGAAAUCCCUUCUGGAAUUUGGGAUAUGGAGAAAUUAAAAUUGAUUGAUCUUGAAGGUGGUUCUACUCUUCGGUUGCGUUUCACUGCGUUUGUGGAUCUCCCUCCGAUUCACAAAUUGUUUUCGAACAAACAAAGAACUAGAACUUGUCAUAUACCUGAUAAUUUCACCUUGCCUUGCGUGAUCAAAGCUUGCGUCGGAGCUCUGAAUUUGAUAUGUGGGCAGGUGGUUAACGGGAUGGGCGUGAAGACAGAUUUGAUCUCAAAUGUUUUUGUGGGUAAUGCGUUGGUUGCAAUGUAUGAGAAAUUUGAACUUAUUGAAGAUGCAGUUAAGGUGUUCGACUUUAUGCCUAAAAGAAACUUGAUCAACCUUCUUAAACUUGCACAUUUUGCUGUUAUAGUCUCCAGGCAAUAUUCAAUUAAAGAAGUUGACAUAAGCUAUCUGGAAGGAGUGAUUGAAAAGCUCUGA
Messenger RNA from Lactuca virosa, 663 nucleotides. The record is from the annotation of a GenBank genome assembly. Lineage: Eukaryota; Viridiplantae; Streptophyta; Magnoliopsida; Asterales; Asteraceae.